Molecule: messenger RNA, 2921 nt
Organism: Nelumbo nucifera (sacred lotus)
Lineage: Eukaryota; Viridiplantae; Streptophyta; Magnoliopsida; Proteales; Nelumbonaceae
Source: RefSeq, a predicted model, not a curated record
AUGAUGACCCGGUUGCAUUGCAACACGACCCAGCGAAGACCAUUCGUCAAUUUCCUUCCUACAGCUUUCUUCAAUUCUUCUUUCGUAUUAGACAAUUAGAAGAGUUCAGUCUUUCACUGACAGAUGGUAGUAGUAGACUCUACUCAUUGUGCUUUGGGAGUGAGAAUGCAGAACGAGGUGGCCUCUAAUGGAGGAGAAGAAAGCUCUCAAAAGGAAGGUCACCAAAUCAUGGAUCCCAAGAAGGAAGAAGUUACAUGUUCAGGAUACAGUGGGAAACACACAGAUCUCUUAAUUCAAGUACCCUCUAUACCAGUAAGUUUUGGGAAUAGCUGUAGUGGAAAGGGUCUAAUACAGUCCCAAAGUUUGCCAAAAGGUAGUUCAUCCCCAGCAGGCUUCUUGCGAGGGCUAAGCUUCAAGAAAGCAACUGUACCUGAUGGUGAGAGAAGAUCUCUCCUCAACUCAGAACCCAAGAUUGCUCCUGAGGGCCCUAUACUUGUCAAUUCCAAUGCAGAAUUCUCUUGGAAAAGAUGUACUUCUCUUCCUGUUAAACCAACAUCCAAUUUGGGUCCUUCAGUUUCAACAUUUGGUACGACAAAGUCAUCUGGGGGACAGCAAAGUUCUUGUAAAGGGGAGAUCUCAAGGUCCUUGUCUGUACCAGUGCGGAAUGUUGUUAUUGUUAGAUCUUUAUCCUUUGCAACUUGUAAAGAACAUGUACAAGAAAAUGCAGACAAUGGUGAAAUAACUCCAGUUCAUACAGAAAACAAUGACGAAGAGAUUCUUGAAGAGGAAGCUGUUUGCAGGAUCUGUUUAAUUGAAUUGUGUGAAGGAGGAAAUACACUCAAGAUGGAAUGCAGUUGUAAAGGUGCUCUCAGGCUUACACAUGAGGAAUGUGCAUUGAAGUGGUUCUGCAUGAAAGGAAACAAGAACUGUGAUGUCUGUGGGCAAGAGGUUCUCAACUUACCAGUAACUUUAUUUAGGGUACCAAGCUCUGCUCAGAGGGACAAUAGAGAAAGGCGCAACAGAAGGAACUCAAAUACACAAUCUACAGGUGCCUGGAAGGACUUGGUGGUGCUUAUCUUGAUUAGCACAGUUUGUUACUUCUUCUUCCUUGAGCAACUACUGGUUCAUGACAUGAAAACCCAAGCAGUGGUGAUCGCGGGUCCAUUUUCUUUCACCCUAAGCCUUCUGGCAUCGAUUUUUGCAGUCAUCCUAGCAAUUAAGGAGUAUAUAUGGACAUAUGCUGCUCUUGAGUUUGUCCUUAUAGCUGUAUCUCUCCACCUAUUUUAUUCUGUGGCAAUGGUUACAGAGGCAGGCUGCAUAGUUCAGACUUUUCAGAAUCCCAGUACUAGAGUGCAGAGAUUAGUAACCAGAAUCGUCUAUUGAAUACUCCAGGUAGCAGAGCACUGAGUUCAGAUAUUUUCAUCUUUUUGUGUAAAACAAUUUCUGAUUGCUCUUAUAUUUGGACACACACAUGCACACAAACACAUUUUUCUUUCAUCCACCAAGUCCCAUCUCAAAACUUCACGUAGAACUCCAGCUUCCUUCAUUUUUGUUUUUCCCUCCACAAACCAGUGUUUUCAUCCUUUUGUGCAGGAUGAACUCUUAACCUGAUCAAAUUUGAUCACCUUCUACAACUAUUUAUUCAAAUGCUACCUACAAAAUUUCAUUGAAAAAUUCUAAGCUUAGACAUAUUUCUCUCAAUUCAGAACUUCUCAUAACUUUGAGACAAAAUCUGUACUUUUUGCAUUUAAUUCCUAAGGUCCUUUCUAACCUAACUGAUCUCUACUGUUAAUCCUAAAAUCAUCACUAAACCUUUUCUGACCCAUUAUUAGCCUCCUAUAUACAUCCUUGGGUCAUUAUAAGACCACAUUAAUUGGUAGCAAAAUAGGCAGUCCUACAUAAUUAUUUACUUACUGCAUUUUGCCCUUGAUGUGGUCUUAUUAUUUGCUCCAUCAAUUAGAUAACUUGGCUUUAGGUAUUCAAGUAAAUCCUUCUUUUACUAUAUCUAUUAUUUUCCUUCUGAUAUUUACUUAUUGCCUUGUGCAAGGGCAAAAGGCAGUGUAAUUAAUUUUCCUUCUAACUUUAUUUCUUAUAAGCACUAUUUCCUUCCUAUUGAGCUUUUGUGUUUUCCUUUUCUUUUGUUCCUAGUUCUAAUUGCAUUGUAGAGGUUCUCUCAUCCCUAAGAAUGAAGCAAUGAGUCAAGAAAUGGAAUCCAUUAUCAUAGAUAACACUUGGGAGCUGGUCAAUCUCCCUCCAAGGAAAAGUGCUAAUAGGUUCUAAGUGGGUAAAGUACAAUGUUGACAAGUGAAUACAAAGGUACAAGGCCUGAUUGGUUGGAAAAACCUAUGGGAUAGAUUACCGGGAGACUUUUGUUCUGAUGGUCAAAAUGAACUCCAAGUAAUGUCAUCUCUUGCUCGUUAUUUUUUUUUUUAUCAAACAAAUAACUUUUAUUAAAAACAUAGUAGUUAAGUACCCUUGGCUCUUUGUAUACCUUCCAAAGCUGCCAUAGUCUCAGUCCAAAGAGAAUCACCCUCUCCUAUUGGACCAGAAUAAAGGGCGAUUAUCUUUCCUUCCUCAUUCCUUAAAACUCCCCCAGUGCCAGAAGGCCCUAGGUUCCCAGCACUACUCCCAUCAAAAUUCAAAUUAAUAAAGCCACUGGGAGGAGGGGCCCAAACAUGUAAUGAAGGCACCACAAUUGGAGCUGACCUUGCAACCUCCUUCCAAUUUCUUAGCAGAUCAUCAGAUGAGAAGUCAUUAAACAGCUUCAAAGACUUCAGCCAGCCCACCACUCUAAUGUGAAUCACCUCCAAGACAGAUUGUAGACCUCUUUCCUUAUCUGAAAAGAUCCUUAAAUUCCUUUCUUCCCAUAUAGUAUAGCAUAUUGCAGCCUGUUGAAGUUUGACCUGCCAUAGAAUUCUGUC